Osmerus eperlanus (European smelt) is the source of this 1000-nucleotide messenger RNA. RefSeq names its product linker for activation of T-cells family member 2-like. The coding region runs from base 185 to 784 and encodes 199 amino acids. NCBI's taxonomy places the organism in Eukaryota, Metazoa, Chordata, Actinopteri, Osmeriformes, Osmeridae. The record is from RefSeq and is a predicted model, not a curated record. Gene Ontology annotation, biological process: immune response-regulating signaling pathway; B cell activation. The transcript is spliced from 12 exons.
UCCCUCAGAGAGGCACAGUGCGGGGGCAGGGCCGUGGGGGUCGGCUUGUGUACCUGUCCAGCGAGCCGGGGACGGAUGUGGUGGUGUUCAGUUUGAAACAGGAAGCCUAGCUUUCUCGCAGCCUCUCAUCUGUGUGAGGUUGUCAGUGAGCGGCGACGCAGCCUGGAAAGGCUUUACUGAAGAUAUGCAAGCCAUGUCCAGCCCUGACUGGCCUCUCCUGGCCAGCAUCUCUGUGGCUUCUCUCUCUCUGUUUUCUGUUUUAUGUCUUUGGUGCAAAAAGAAGCACAGGUUGAUACAGGAGAAUCACAUCUAUGACCCUCAGGUGUUCCAGCGUGAGGGAAGCAGAUUUGCAGUAACGCGAUCUAAGACAGUCAUACGGCCAAACCAAAUAAUGCGCCAGUUGCCAUUAACACCUCCAGAGGAGCCCGUGACGUUACAGACACAAAGUUCACAAGAAAAGAAGACACAAGAAGACAAGUACAAAUAUCAAAAUGCUCACGAUGCUACGAUGGGAACCUGUGAACCUACAUAUGUAGAUCCUAUUCCUGCCCUAGUUUACCAGAACAUUGAUGAAACCAUGAAUACAGACCAGAGGGACUCAGAGUCGGACACUGAACAAUGUCCAUACGAGAAUGUUUUCCCCUCGUUACCUUUGAGCGACACCAUGAACAGCAAUAAUGAUGGGUCAGACUACGAGAACUCAGAGUUCCUGGAGCAGGUGAAGAGGGACCAGGAAGAUGAUGAACCCGACUAUGUGAAUGCAGAUAAUGAAGGUAGUGGUUGAUCUGGAAACCACCCAACAAGUGGGAAGUGACUUCUUCUAUAAUAAUCUGACAGCUCAGAGGUCCAGGCCUACGGACGGAUCUGCUGCCACCUAGUGUUCCAACCUGUAAUAGUCUUUACUUUGACCUUGUGAUUAAUAAUUCCACUUCUGCUCUGUAAAUAAAUAUUUUUUAUUUGUUGUUGAUGAAUUAAAGCUAAAAAAAAUUAAAAACAUUAG